AUGGGUUCUUCCGUUAUGUUGCUAAUAUUCACGAUCUUCGCCGGAGCAGUUGUGCUGUGUUUUACGCAAGAAGGUAAACUGCGCUUGUACUUUUUUGUUUUUAUUUGGAUAAUUGAGUGGCAAGUAAGUUCAAGUUGUGUAAUUUUUCGCUGAGUUGUAUCUGUACCGUGUUUGCAAUUUUAAUCUGCUGAUGUAAUCACAUUUUAAUACCAACACAUCAUGUGCAUGCAAGGUGUAUUUAUCUCGUACAAAAAUUCAGUAACCUGGUAUCUAUAUAGUUUUUGUUUCACCUACUUAGUUUUGGCUUUAUAUAACUUGGUUAUUCCAUCAGGAAAACGCAGGUGCCAAAAUUCUGAAAGAAUCUUGUUUGUUUUCGCCAAUGAAUCAAGUUGUAAACCUCUUGAAAAGGCGACAGCCACGUGUGCCGCCGGUUUGAAUCUUUCUUUGCCGCAGCAAAUUGGUACAAGAAUUUUCAACAGAUUAGAUUAAAACAGAUUAAAUGAGAAAGAAACUGCUACUAAACUACAAAGGCAAUUAUGUAAAGAGUGAUGAAUUGCAGUUCUUACAGCAAGCAAAUAUUCAGAGGUCACCAAGGGGUCAACCGAGUAAAUCUCAUUCUUCCGAAUAUAUAUAGGAGGUAGAUUGAUCCUUUGAACGUGAUUGAAAGUUAUUUCAUUCAGUAGAAAACAAAUUUAAAUCAGUUAGUAAUUCAUAUCCCGCGACUGAGUGGAAACUAACUGUCCUUGAGGCAAAUUCGUUCUCACGAACACAAACAGUUUCAUGCUCCUCUAAUCACGUUUCUACUUACGUAGGCAGAUUUUAUCCAUUCAGACAAUGUGUAAGGCCAUUUUCCAGCUUAUUGAAAUCGCUUUAUCAACCGACAAAUUUAUUAAACUACCCUGUAUCUAUCUGCCAGAUUUUGAACCCUUAAAAAGUCAUUUUUCACUAGUUAACUGAGUUGAAGUCCAUAGCUGCCAGAAGUCUCUAGCUCUAUCGGAUGCUUAAUUCGCGUGACAAAUAUUUAUUUCAAUUUAUGGAUAGUCACGCAAGGGUCAGGAUAAGUGAUUAAAGAAACCUACGAAAGCUUAGGAAAAGUUGUUUGCCUUUGGAAUGUGAACAAAAUCAAGAUCUGUAAGAUAACUAUUUCACUUUCUUCUCAUGUUAACUUUCAGGAAAUAAUUCACGGGAAGGCCGCAGCAGAGGGAAUCCUGUAUUUUUACAGGCCCCUCAAGAUAUUCAUUACUACGUCACUCCAAACUACUCGGUAAACCUGACUUGGGUUGCAGAUCACGUCUGCAAGAUUCAGGUUAAGUGCGCUGGCGAGAAAUUUCGAGAGGGAGGUACAAGAGUGUGUGGAAAGUCUUGCCAAGGCUGCAGAAAGAGGAAAAAGACCAAAAUAGUAACACCAGCUGAUUUUCCAAAAGACACACGAACCAUAACAUGUCAAUGCAAAGUGUGGGGUGUCCGUGCCGUUCGAACGGAAAAAAUAAUAAUCGAAAAAGCAUGUAAGUCUUAAAGCUGUUUCUUGAACCAAGACUGAUGACGUUACUACCAAAGGUCUUCUAACGUUGCUGUUGCCCCUCCUCCCCUUCCACUUUGCUGAUUUUCAAACCCCCCCCCCCGUUUAAGUCUGACUCAUUUUCUCUCAUUUUAUAUAUCCCUUAAAAAGGCUUUCCUAAAGUUUCUCGAAGUGAUUUUUUAACUAGAAGCUCGACUUAAGUUAAAUCAUCCUAAAAUGUACCACCGUGAAGUUCACAUUAGUUAAAUAUUAAAUGCAAUCAGCUACAGUCACUGAAUAUUGCCUUCAGUAUUCUCCCUGAGGAGAGCACCAAUAAAGUAAGCAUAAGGUUUGAGCAUCCUUGAAUUUUUACCCCUAUCGUUAUGGUUCACUUUUAUUGUUUUUAGAUCUUCGUCGUAAUUUCGGCAAAGUCCCGUCGUGUCGAGUGGCAUCUCUCAACUCAACAGUGAUCCUUCGAUGCAAGCCUCCAAUCGGAUCACCUUCGGCCAACGUCACGUGGGAUAAAAUUGGCGAGUCAUCCUCCAUAUUUAGAAAUAAAGGGCGCAGGCGGGUACGCAAGGGACAGUUAGUAAUCAAAGGUGGCCAGGUGGGAGACUCGGGCGAGUAUCGGUGUGUUGCACAGAAUAUUGCCAGAAGACGUGAGGGCCCGGUAAUUAAAUUAGUUGUCGGAGGUAUGUUGGUUUUUAGGUAAUUUGUUGAGAAAUUAACCUACCCACUUAUUGAUUUCCUUAAUCAAUUGUUGCUUUCCCUACGAAAUUAGAAAACGUCUCCAGUGCUCUUUGCAACAAGGACGAGCCGCCAUGCAUUAAUCAGUCUUCGUCAGACUGUGAAAGAAAAAGAAAUGAGACAUUCAAAUUUGGUAAGGAUUGUAAGACACUUCUUUAAAAAGUUUGAAAAAGGUAACCAAUUAUUCUUCCAUUAUUUUUAGUCUCUUCCCUAAUGUCUUUGGACUUCUUAUUGCACUUGUUGGUUCGAUAUAAUUUUCUAUCUCAAUUCUUCUUGAAAUUCAGAACCAACGUUAUUGGUUGGAUCGCAAGAUGCUUUUUUCACAGUAGAUCUGUUCAACAUCUCAAGUUGGAGACCCAUCAAAGCUGAGAACGUCUUUUCAUUUGACUUUUCUUGGGAACCAGGCCAGAUUUUCUGGUCGGACAGGAAAAGCAUAAAGAAGCUAUCCCUAUAUGGUGGUAUAAGUAAGGACACGCCCUUUCUUUUUGAUGACGGUGGCUCAGUGGGGGACUGUUUGUUCAUUGGGUGGCUAAAAAGUUGUACUGGACUGAUGGACAACAUAAUGCGAUUUAUGUUGGAGAUCCAAAAAGCGGGGUCAAAGUCAAAGUCAUCGACAAUGGCCCUGAUUCACCGACUUUGA
This is a messenger RNA of Pocillopora meandrina, 2885 nucleotides long. NCBI's taxonomy places the organism in Eukaryota, Metazoa, Cnidaria, Anthozoa, Scleractinia, Pocilloporidae. The record is from the annotation of a GenBank genome assembly.